Helianthus annuus (common sunflower) is the source of this 974-nucleotide messenger RNA. RefSeq names its product FBD-associated F-box protein At2g26860-like. The record is from RefSeq and is a predicted model, not a curated record. Lineage: Eukaryota; Viridiplantae; Streptophyta; Magnoliopsida; Asterales; Asteraceae. Bases 60 to 974 code for a protein of 304 amino acids. The transcript has a single exon. Gene Ontology annotation, molecular function: protein binding.
UGAGUUUACGUUCGAAAAAAGUUGUAAUCAAGAGACCUGAAUCACCUAACCUUGAUAAAAUGGAUUUCAUAAGCAGGCUGCAUGACUCACUGCUGCUUCAAAUCCUCUCACUUCUCCCCGAAUCUGAUGCAACUCGAACGCGCAUUUUGUCCAACAGAUGGAAGAACCUCUGGUCGUUGCUUCCGAUUCUUCAUUUCGUCAUGCCGUUCUGUUGGACGUUCGAAGAAGCCAACAGGUUUCAUGACCGCGUUGAUCAAACCCUAGCUCUUCGUGGUUGUAUGCCGAUCAAAAGGUUUUAUCUUUACUGUUCUAAGUACUGUAAUUAUGAUCGUGUUCGUGAUUGCAUUCGUAAUGUUGUGAAGUGUAAAGUUCAAGACCUCGAGAUUAGGUUUCCUGAUGAUAACUUUAGGUUUAAGUUUUGCUGGGAUUUGUUUAAGACUUGUGGGUCUCUAGUUCGAUUAACUUUGCGAGGUGAGUUUUUGUUAAGUGUGCCUGAUGAUGUUGAUGUGCUGUUUCCAUGUUUGAAGACGGUUAAUCUUGUAUCUAUUAAGUAUUCUUGCGAUGAGUGUUUUAAGAAUCUGAUUUCUGGGUGUCCGGUUUUGGAAGAAUUGUAUGUGGAGAGACAGAUCAUAGGUGAGGUUGAUAACAUGGAGAGUUGUAUGGUUAUUUCACCGUCUUUGAAGAAGCUAGGGUUGUCAUUUGCACUGAGUGGUAGAGGGGAUUUUAGGGUUGUGAUCGAUGCGCCUAGACUGGAACACCUUAGUGUUGUGGAUGUAAUGUCGACAAGAUACUCGUUGUUGACAAAACCUUUGUCGCUUACUGAGGCUCACUUGAAGGUACGGAAUGGUGUAGUUGAAGCUGUUGCUUCGCUCGUGACAUGCAUCUCGAAUGUCAAAGUAUUGAUGUUAAAUGAUUUGGCUUUGGUGGUAUGUCUAUUCAUUAAUCUUCAAAGUUUGAUCCUUUUAAGGUUUUAA